Syzygium oleosum is the source of this 471-nucleotide messenger RNA. Its product is annotated as glycine--tRNA ligase, mitochondrial 1-like. Gene Ontology annotation, cellular component: mitochondrion; cytoplasm. The record is from RefSeq and is a predicted model, not a curated record. The transcript has a single exon. The coding region runs from base 18 to 383 and encodes 121 amino acids. Gene Ontology annotation, biological process: mitochondrial glycyl-tRNA aminoacylation. Gene Ontology annotation, molecular function: glycine-tRNA ligase activity. Lineage: Eukaryota; Viridiplantae; Streptophyta; Magnoliopsida; Myrtales; Myrtaceae.
UUGUUGACGAGGAGUAGAUGUGGGAUGUGGAGUGCCCGUAUGCCCCUCCGGCGAUUCUCUUCGAGGCGGCGGGUCUUGUGGACGACCCUACCGUCCUCAUGGUGAAGGAUGAGGAAACUGGGCGUUGGUAUCGAGCUCCCCAUGUGCUCGAAGAUUUUUGUCACGAGAAGCUCCAAAAGGAUCUGAGCAUAGGUGCGGAGAAGGCUGCGGAAGUCGAGCACCUGCUUGCGACUCUGUAUCUCCUCUCUGCUGAGGAAUUGGCUGCCAAGAUAAGAGGGUACGGCAUCACAGCUCCAGGCACCAAAAAUGCUCUCUCCGAUCCCCAUCCGUGCACCUUGAUGGUUCAAGAUUCCAUAGUCCCAUCCGGUUACUUACUGGAGUAAGUACCACCACCAAUGGAUGUCACACCGCUGUUUUAGCUUUUAGUUUUACGCCUUUGGGAUUUACUGUAGUUUCUUCUUUAUUCUUUUG